CAGCAAGCAUGCCAACAGCAAGUGACAUUUACGACCCAGCUGUCCCUGACUCCCCUGCUCACUCUGCCUCAUCGCACCAGCACCAGCACCAGCAGCAGCAGCAGCAGCAGCAGCAGCAGCAGCAGCAGCAGCAGCAGCAGCAGCAGCAGCAGCAGCAGCAGCAGAAGGAGCAGCAGCAGCAGCAGCAACAGCAGCAGCAGCAGGUGCAGCAGCAGCAGCGGAUGGAGCAGCAGCAGCAGCAGCAGCAGCAGCAGCAGCAGCAGCAGGAGGUGCAGCAGCGGAUGGAGCAGCAGCAGCAACCGCAGGCAGUGCAGCAACAGCAGCCGCAGCAGGAGGGAGGGGGUGGAGGUGGCGGUUGUGGGGGCAGCGGAGCCGGCGGCGGUGGUGGCGGGGUCGAGGGUGGCAGCAGUGGUGGUGGUGGAGGCAGUGGUGGCUCAUCUGGUAGCCGUGCACCAGCACCAGCAGCAGCAGCAGCAGCAGCAGCAGCAGCAGCAGCAGCAGCAGCAGCAGCAGCAGCAGCAGCAGAAGGAGCAGCAGCAGCAGCAGCAGCAGCAACAGCAGCAGCAGCAGGUGCAGCAGCAGCAGCGGAUGGAGCAGCAGCAGCAGCAGCAGCAGCAGCAGCAGCAGUAGCAGCAGCAGCAGCAGGAGGUGCAGCAGCGGAUGGAGCAGCAGCAGCAGCAGCAGCAGCAACCGCAGGCAGUGCAGCAACAGCAGCCGCAGCAGGAGGUGCAGCAGCAGCACCAGCAGCAGCCACAGCAGCAGCAGCAGCAGCAGCAGCAGCCACUGCAGCAACCUCAUCGGCAUCGCCGCACCACCUCUCCGGUCCUUCCCUUUCAUCCUUCCCUUCCUACCCCACCUUCCAACUGUGCUUUAAUGCCUUUUCUAUUAUGCCUCUGAUCUUGUAAGCUUCAAUCAUAGUGACUCUGAGGACUGUCAACUUCUCCUAGGGCAGAUUACCCCCCAGUGCGCCAAACGCCAUAGCUCACUCGUUAAGCUACGGAAUCGAGUGAUUCAACUUUCAGUGGAAAGCUGACGCUGCCAGCGACAACAUAUCCGAUUUUCAGAUCGUUUCACCGAUUGGAGUUUUGGAUAUAGCUAUUCGAAGGUCGCGAGUUUUCUGGGCGUCAUAACGAAGUGCUGCAGAAAUUUCCAAGGAGCCAUUGAAUCAUCUGCUUAUAGCCUUCUCUAACCCACAAGUGGUAUCAGAGCCUAUUAUCACGCAUUUGGGACCUAAAAUACGAUGGGAGAUAAGGAGGACUCUGGUGGAGGUGAUACUUCAGUC
This is a messenger RNA of Closterium sp. NIES-67, 1282 nucleotides long. NCBI's taxonomy places the organism in Eukaryota, Viridiplantae, Streptophyta, Zygnematophyceae, Desmidiales, Closteriaceae. The record is from the annotation of a GenBank genome assembly.